AUGAGUCGGCGCUUUCUGAGCUCUUUCUUCUUCCUGGUCCUCUUUGGGCAGCUUCUCGACGCAAAAGGAAGCUUCGGAGGGGGUCGAGGAUCGAGCGGAGCCAGGAGCAGCAGCUCUUUCUCCAGCUCCAGAGGCUCUUCUUCUUCUUCGUCAUCGUCCUUCUCGGGCUCCCGCUCCGGUUCCUCUUCGGGCACUAGCAGCUUCCGGUAACUCCUCCGUCACCUUUAGUUAGAUUCGCCUUAAUAUGAAAAUUUCAAGGUCCGGCUCAGCUCAAUACAACUCCAACUUCCGUCAAAAUGUGUUCCACACCACUUCCACCAGCACCACUUUCAUGUAUUCUCCCAUGAUGCAUUCGCACGUCAUCAUCUCGCCCGUCACUCCACUCUAGUACGGAACUCAACCUGAUUAUCUCAAACUUUCCUUUCCUAACAUAUUUUUCAGUUUUGGCAGCUAUCACUAUUACUGGGGAGGUCACUAUGUGUCCGAUUACCAGAGACCUCAAAAGUGCGAAUAUGAAAUCAGCGAUGAAGAUGAAGAGUUGAGAAAUGUGAGUUUAUAGUCUAGUCUUUCGGGUUCAAUAGUUCAUAAAUAAUGAUUGUAGGUGACGUUCUCAAAUGGCACCAAACCGACUACACUGACAUUUGGAUGUAAGAACAACGAAGAAUGCUGUGGUCUCGAGUGCUGCUCCAACAGCGCAUCAACAUGGGUUAUACUCAUGUAAGCAAGACUAGCUCCAUUGAUAAUCGUUCAUCUCUUCAGUGCAAUCAUCUGCGCCCUCGGCCUGCUCUUCUGCUUCUGCUCGUGGUGCAGCAAGAAGGGACUCUGCGAGACGGAGACCGUCGUCACUUCCGUCCCAGUCAUCGCAACCACCACCACCACUACCCACUCGUACAGUGUUCCCUCCGCUCCGCCACCACCGCCUGGCUUCCAACCGUUCGUCCAAUCCAAAUGUACCGCCCGUUUAUUCCGCGCCCCCGCAGUACAAUCAAUACGAGCACAACUCGCCGUACGAUUCACGCCACUCAGUUCCAGUCAAAUUCACACCACUUUCAAAAAAUGA
Molecule: messenger RNA, 1060 nt
Organism: Caenorhabditis sp. 36 PRJEB53466
Lineage: Eukaryota; Metazoa; Nematoda; Chromadorea; Rhabditida; Rhabditidae
Source: the annotation of a GenBank genome assembly